AUGUCAGCUCUGAAAUUUGAACUGGAUAAUCUUUCACCUAAAUUCUGCAGACAUGAGCAGGCUUCCCACUCUGACCUGAUUUUAACCUGCUUGACUGAACUCUCCAGUGAUUCUAGUCAAUUGGAACUUCAGCACUCCAUUUCUGACCCCAGGGACCUGCAAAAGUUGUACUCAUCUCCUCAUGGGCUUGAGAAGACUGUGUGGGCUGCCAAUGGCAAACACAAUGAAGGUAUGAAUAUAAGCAAAAGUGAGAUUAUGAAAGAAACCUCAUUAAAGCCAUCUCGGAGAUCUCUACCAUGCCUUGCCCAGAGCUACGCUCAUUCCAAGAGCUUGAGCCAAUCAACUUCACUCUUCCAGUCAACCGAAAGUGAAUCUCAGCCUCCCACUUCUGUAACCUUAAUUUCUGCUGACAAAGUAGACCUUGCUAACCUUGAGGACAAUAAAAAGGAUUCUGGACUGAAAUGUUCCUUUGCUGACCUCAGUGAUUUUUGCUUGGCCCUAGGUAAAGAUAAAACUUACCUGGAAGAAUCAGAACAUGCUAAUUAUGACCGAUCUCGCCUCAUUAAUGACUCUGUUACCAAAGAAAAACCUGAAACCAAGUCAAAAUUGCCUAAGAAUGACAUGAAUUACAUAGCAUCCAGUGGACUUCUCUUCAAAGAUGGCAAAAAACGAAUUGAUUACAUCCUGGUUUAUAGGAAGACAAAUAUACAGUAUGACAAAAGAAAUACAUUUGAGAAGAACCUCAGAGCCGAAGGUUUAAUGUUGGAGAAAGAGCCAGCUAUUGCAAAUCCCGAUAUUAUGUUUAUUAAAAUUCACAUACCAUGGGACACACUGUGCAAGUAUGCAGAGAGGCUGAACAUCAGAAUGCCCUUCAGGAAAAAAUGCUAUUACACUGACGAGAGGAACAAAUCAAUGGGCAGGGUACAAAAUUAUUUCAGAAGAAUCAAAAAGUGGAUGGCUCAAAACCCAAUGGUUCUGGACAAGUCGGCUUUUCCAGACCUGGAGGAGUCAGACUGCUAUACAGGUCCUUUCAGCCGAGCACGCAUUCACCACUUUAUAAUAAACAAUAAGGACACCUUCUUCAGUAAUGCUACUCGAAGCAGAAUUGUCUAUCACAUGUUGGAGCGUACCAAAUAUGAAAAUGGAAUAUCAAAAGUGGGUAUCCGUAAGCUUAUAAACAAUGGCUCAUAUAUAGCAGCAUUUCCCCCACAUGAGGGAGCCUACAAAAGUAGCCUGCCCAUCAAAACUCAUGGGCCUCAGAAUAACAGACACCUGUUGUACGAGCGCUGGGCACGCUGGGGAAUGUGGUACAAGCAUCAGCCUCUGGAUCUAAUCAGGCUGUACUUCGGUGAGAAGAUUGGGCUGUAUUUUGCCUGGCUGGGAUGGUACACCGGAAUGCUCAUUCCUGCAGCAGUUGUUGGCUUGUGUGUUUUCUUCUAUGGAUUAAUAACAAUGAAUGAAAGUCAAGUAAGCCAAGAAAUUUGUGAAGCCACUGAAGUGUUCAUGUGUCCUCUGUGUGAUAAGAAUUGCUCAUUGCAGAGACUCAAUGACAGCUGCAUCUAUGCCAAGGUGACAUACUUAUUUGAUAAUGGAGGAACAGUCUUCUUUGCUAUUUUUAUGGCAAUAUGGGCCACAGUCUUCUUGGAGUUUUGGAAAAGGAGAAGAAGUAUACUGACCUACACUUGGGAUCUUAUUGAAUGGGAAGAAGAGGAGGAAACACUUCGUCCCCAGUUUGAAGCCAAAUAUUACAAGAUGGAGAUAAUAAAUCCUAUCACAGGAAAACCUGAGCCUCAUCAGCCAUCAUCAGACAAAAUCAGUCGUCUUCUUGUGUCUGUGUCAGGAAUAUUCUUCAUGAUUUCCUUGGUGAUCACAGCAGUGUUCGCAGUGGUGGUUUAUCGCCUGGUGGUCAUGGAACAAUUCGCUUCCUUCAAGUGGAGCUUCAUCAAGCAACACUGGCAGUUUGCAACUUCUGGUGCUGCUGUCUGUAUCAAUUUCAUCAUUAUUAUGUUGCUGAAUCUUGCUUAUGAAAAAAUUGCUUACCUUCUCACUAAUUUAGAAUAUCCUCGAACUGAGUCUGAAUGGGAAAACAGCUUUGCCCUGAAGAUGUUCCUUUUCCAAUUUGUCAAUUUAAACAGUUCUAUCUUCUACAUUGCUUUCUUUUUGGGAAGAUUUGUGGGCCACCCAGGAAAAUACAAUAAACUUUUUGAUCGGUGGAGACUAGAGGAAUGCCAUCCUAGUGGCUGUUUGAUAGACCUCUGCCUCCAGAUGGGAGUCAUAAUGUUCUUGAAGCAAAUCUGGAACAACUUUAUGGAACUGGGAUACCCGUUGAUCCAGAACUGGUGGUCAAGACAUAAAAUCAAGCGAGGAAUACAAGAUGCUUCCAUCCCUCAGUGGGAAAAUGACUGGAAUCUGCAGCCCAUGAACAUUCAUGGACUGAUGGAUGAGUACUUAGAAAUGGUUUUGCAGUUUGGUUUUACCACGAUCUUUGUUGCGGCUUUUCCUCUGGCCCCUCUUUUGGCUUUGUUAAACAAUAUCAUCGAAAUAAGACUAGAUGCAUAUAAAUUUGUUACCCAGUGGCGAAGGCCUCUGCCAGCCCGAGCAACUGACAUAGGUAUCUGGCUUGGAAUUCUGGAAGGAAUCGGUAUAUUGGCAGUGAUCACCAAUGCUUUCGUAAUUGCUAUUACAUCUGACUACAUCCCACGUUUUGUCUAUGAAUACAAAUAUGGCCCCUGUGCUAAUCAUUCAGGACAGAAUGAAAAUUGCUUAAAGGGUUAUGUCAACAACAGCCUAUCUUUCUUUAACCUGAGUGAGCUUGGUAUGGGAAAAUCUGGUUAUUGCAGGUACCGAGACUACAGAGGCCCACCUUGGAGUUCCAAACCCUACGAGUUUACCUUACAAUACUGGCACAUCCUUGCUGCUCGACUGGCCUUCAUUAUUGUGUUUGAGCACCUCGUUUUUGGGAUUAAGUCAUUCAUCGCAUACUUGAUUCCAGAUGUGCCUAAAGGCCUUCAUGAACGAAUACGACGAGAGAAGUACUUAGUCCAAGAAAUGAUGUAUGAAGCUGAAUUAGAGCAUUUACAACAACAACGGAGAAAAAGUGGUCAGCCUGUUCACCACGAAUGGCCUUAG
Molecule: messenger RNA, 3129 nt
Organism: Dipodomys spectabilis (banner-tailed kangaroo rat)
Lineage: Eukaryota; Metazoa; Chordata; Mammalia; Rodentia; Heteromyidae
Gene: Ano3
Product: anoctamin 3
Exons: 28
Coding region: 1-3129 (1042 amino acids)
Biological process (GO): chloride transmembrane transport
Cellular component (GO): plasma membrane
Molecular function (GO): protein dimerization activity; chloride channel activity
Source: RefSeq, a predicted model, not a curated record